This is a messenger RNA of Solanum lycopersicum (tomato), 1404 nucleotides long. RefSeq lists its product as uncharacterized. Lineage: Eukaryota; Viridiplantae; Streptophyta; Magnoliopsida; Solanales; Solanaceae. Gene Ontology annotation, molecular function: kinase inhibitor activity. Gene Ontology annotation, cellular component: plasma membrane. The record is from RefSeq and is a predicted model, not a curated record.
UCCAUAUAGAGUAACUUAAUUAAUCAAAUCUAUAGUUGGAAACUUAAAGUAGUGUUUAAAAAAAAAUUAUCACAUGAUUUUUAGUCAUUUAGACCACUAAUCUUCAUUAGCAAGUCCCAAACAAGGGGUCCAUUUAUCCCCUCUUUAGGGGAAAAAAGCCAACUCUUUAUACAUUUUUCAUAUCAAUAAACAAUUUCGUGAUCCAGUAUAAAAAACGGAUCAAUUGAGUUAUAAAUUCUCCGAUUUAGCUUUGUUUGCAACGAUAAUAACUAUAAAUUUCGAUGGAAAAUCGUCGUAGAAAGAGCAAUUCAGGUGAUAGAUUUUCAUUUCCAAUAAUUAUGCCGGUUCAGGAAGGAGAAGAAAUGGAAUUUGAAUUUUCCGGUAGUGUUUCGCCGGGAUCUCCGAAAUCUCCGGCGGAUCAUUUGUUCUUCAAUGGACGGUUACUGCCGCAUUACUUCCCCUGUCAACCGGUAAGUAAUAUCAAUAGUCCGAUUUCGUUUUCGCGAUCAACGAGCAGAACGAGUAAUGCUAGUAGCAGAGAUUCGCUCUGGUCCUCGCGCAGCAACAGCACCAAUAGUCGUAGCAGUUGCAGUAGCAGCGCGAGGACCAGCACCAGCGAAUGUUCUGAAAGGAAAUUGAUGAAUCAAAGGAAUAAUUCAGCGUUUGCUAUGUAUAGAAAUUCGUCGAAUAAUAUGAAUUUUUCGACUACUCUGCAUACUGGAAUUUCGCCUAAAUGGCAGUUUAUUGCAACACCAGCACCAGUAAUGAAGAAAAAACAACAAUUUUCAGCUCCAGCAAUGAAGAAAAAAGGCCAAUUUGUUUUGAAAUCUCAGAAACAGAGUGCGAAAGGAGGCAAAGAGAUGAAAUCGAAGAAACAGAGGAAGGAAAAUGGUAAAAGAAAAGUGAGAUUUUGGUUUUUGCGAAGAGUUUUCAGGAAGUUUAUGUCAGCUUGCAGAGAAUGUCACGCAAUGGAACCAACAAGAAGAGAGAGGCUUUCUCGUCGUUAAAAGCUAUAUUGCUCGGAUUCUUCUAAAAUAUCGAUAGCAAAUGAAUGCAUGUCAAAUAUUUCAAAAAAUAUUGCAUUUUGGAAAAUCGAGUACGAGCAAGAUAGGUGAAAUGAUUUGACAUUACUAAUUGAUUGUGUCCUAAUAAUUACUGGCUAAUUGUUGUUGUAUGUGGCAAGUGUGGUGAUGAUUGGCUAAAUUUUCAACUUUUGGUAAUUAUUGAUCUAUGAUUUUGGGAGAUAAUAUUUUUCUCAAGUCAUAUAAGUGAUUAAGGUUUGUGACAAACCUUCUAUGUCAAAUAGAUUUUGAUCAUGUUUUGUUUCUUAAAUCUCUUUUCUUGCCUUUUAUUACCACCUUAUGCAUGUAUUUACUGGUCGAGUUAAUCUAAAUUCACGUCUUG